AAAGAAGCUAGGUAGGGCAUUUGAUUUUUCAGAAAGCAGCAAAGCAGUGUCUGAAUCUGAAAAAUACUGAUGGGGUUGCAACCGCUGAACAAGUUGAUGGCCUCCAUCGCCGCGCGCCGCCACUGCAUCCGCCACCUAUCAGCAACAGCCUCAUCGCCGGCGGUGUUCGUCGACAAGAGCACGCGCGUGAUCUGCCAGGGGAUCACAGGGAAGAACGGCACCUUCCACACGGAACAAGCCAUCGAAUACGGAACCAACAUGGUCGGUGGUGUCACCCCGAAGAAAGGUGGAACCGAACAUCUAGGCCUUCCCGUUUUCAACACCGUCGCUGAAGCCAAGGCUGAGACCAAGGCCAACGCCUCCGUCAUCUAUGUUCCUCCGCCUUUCGCCGCCAAAGCCAUCAUGGAGGCCUUGGAGGCUGAGUUGGAUCUCGUUGUUUGCAUCACUGAAGGCAUCCCUCAACAUGAUAUGGUGCGAGUUAAAGCAGCGAUUAACAGACAGUCGAAAACUCGUCUGAUAGGACCAAACUGCCCUGGUAUCAUCAAGCCUGGGGAAUGUAAAAUCGGAAUCAUGCCGGGUUACAUUCAUAAGCCUGGGCGCAUUGGAAUUGUUUCUCGUUCUGGUACUUUGACGUAUGAGGCGGUUUUCCAAACGUCUGCUGUUGGCCUUGGACAAUCCACUUGUGUGGGUAUCGGAGGAGAUCCCUUUAAUGGAACAAAUUUUGUUGAUUGCCUUAAGAAAUUCCUAUCAGAUCCUCAGACAGAAGGUAUCGUUCUUAUAGGAGAGAUAGGUGGAACUGCAGAGGAGGAUGCUGCUGCACUAAUUAAGGAAAGCGGGACUGAGAAGCCUAUUGUUGCAUUUAUUGCUGGAUUAACUGCUCCCCCUGGCCGCCGUAUGGGUCAUGCUGGAGCUAUUGUGUCGGGUGGCAAGGGUACUGCACAAGACAAAAUUAAAACCCUCAAGGAAGCUGGGGUCACAGUUGUGGAGUCCCCUGCUAAAAUUGGAACUGCCAUGCUAGAAGUUUUCAAGCAGAGAGGCUUGGUUCAACAAUAGUUUGGGUCCAUUUAAUUUCAUCAAAUCACUUUGGUUUUUUGAUUAGUCAAAACACUUGAUUUUCAUUGAUAACAAUGGGGGGUUCUUCUUUAAAUCUAUAACAGGCGCCUUGAAAUAAAAGUAUGUUAAGAUGCUUUAUAUUUCCGGAAAGUUUGAUACAGUUCCUUUGAGUUUAAGUUUUUGUGGCGCUGGUUUGUAACUACUUGAAACAACUUCAAAUUUCAUGUUUGCAAGGUUGGUCAGUUAGGAAAUCCUAUAUAUAUAUUGGUCCUUGAUUGUUCUGGGAA
Messenger RNA from Lotus japonicus, 1340 nucleotides. Its product is annotated as succinate--CoA ligase [ADP-forming] subunit alpha, mitochondrial. Gene Ontology annotation, molecular function: succinate-CoA ligase (ADP-forming) activity; succinate-CoA ligase (GDP-forming) activity. Gene Ontology annotation, biological process: tricarboxylic acid cycle. The record is from RefSeq and is a predicted model, not a curated record. Gene Ontology annotation, cellular component: succinate-CoA ligase complex (ADP-forming); mitochondrion. NCBI's taxonomy places the organism in Eukaryota, Viridiplantae, Streptophyta, Magnoliopsida, Fabales, Fabaceae. The transcript is spliced from 6 exons. Bases 70 to 1053 code for a protein of 327 amino acids.